GCUCGGUCCCCGCGCUCGGCUCGGCUCGGCCCCGUCCCGCGUUGGAGAAGGGCAGCCCGAGCAGGGCAGAGUCGGUUGAGCCUCCGAGGAGUGCUGGUGGCUGGAGCUGAGCUGAGCGGAGCUGAGUGAGCGGCAGUGCGCGGCGCGUUGGGCUGGCUAGCGGCUAGCACACCGGAACCCCUCUCACCACAGACGGAUUACAUCGGAGUGCAGGAUUUUGUGCCUUUCAGUGACGGAUUUCCUCUGCAACCAUGCCUGCCGAUAAGCAUGGCAGGUCAGACUCGUACCGUGUGGCUACAGUUCCCUCCAUCCCCGACGACAACAAGACAUUCGACGGAUCAGCUAAGUCGCGGCGGAAAAAUCCGAAGGCGAAAAGAAAGGGAGACGAUCUAGAUGACCUUAAACAAGAAUUGGAUAUUGACUUCCAUAAAAUAACCCCAGACGAACUCUACCAACGAUUCCAAACUAACCCAGAGAGAGGUCUAUCACAUGCGAAAGCAAAAGAAAAUUUGGAGCGAGAUGGCCCCAAUGCCCUUACGCCCCCUAAAACCACCCCAGAAUGGGUCAAAUUCUGCAAGCAACUCUUUGGAGGCUUUGCCCUUCUCUUGUGGAUUGGUGCCAUCCUGUGCUUUAUUGCAUACUCCAUCCAAGCCAGUACGGUUGAAGAGCCUGCUGACGAUAAUUUGUUCUUGGGUAUUGUGCUGUCAGUUGUGGUCAUGGUCACAGGAACCUUUUCUUACUGGCAAGAGGCUAAGAGUGGCAGUAUUAUGGACUCCUUUAAAUCUCUAGUUCCGCAAUUUGCAACAGUUGUAAGAGAAGGUGAAAAAGUAACAGUACGUGCUGAGGAUCUGGUACUUGGUGAUGUUGUGGAAGUUAAGUUUGGAGACAGAAUUCCUGCUGACAUCCGUAUUGUUGAGUCUCGUGGCUUUAAAGUAGACAACUCUUCAUUGACUGGAGAGUCUGAGCCUCAGAGCCGUAGCGUUGAAUUUACCCAUGAAAAUCCUUUGGAAACCAAGAAUUUGGCUUUCUUCUCGACCAAUGCUGUGGAAGGUACUGCUAAGGGUAUUGUUAUCAGCUGUGGUGACCAUACAGUCAUGGGCAGAAUUGCUGGUCUAGCAUCAGGUCUAGAUACAGGCGAAACACCUAUUGCCAAGGAAAUUCACCAUUUCAUCCACCUCAUUACUGGCGUGGCUGUGUUCCUUGGUGUUUCCUUCUUUGUCAUUGCUUUUAUCCUGGGAUACCACUGGCUUGAUGCUGUUAUUUUCCUCAUUGGUAUUAUUGUUGCCAAUGUACCAGAAGGUUUGCUUGCAACUGUAACUGUCUGUUUGACCCUCACGGCCAAAAGAAUGGCAUCUAAAAAUUGCUUGGUUAAGAAUUUGGAGGCUGUAGAAACAUUGGGUUCCACAUCUACCAUUUGCUCAGACAAAACUGGCACCCUUACCCAAAACCGGAUGACUGUUGCUCACAUGUGGUUUGAUAACCAAAUUAUUGAGGCAGACACUACUGAGGAUCAAUCAGGAGUGCAAUAUGACCGCACCAGCCCAGGAUUCAAAGCUCUGUCAAGGAUUGCUGCCCUUUGCAACCGAGCAGAGUUCAAAGGUGGUCAAGAAAAUGUCCCAAUUCUUAAGAAGGAGGUGGCUGGUGAUGCUUCUGAGGCUGCCCUUUUGAAGUGCAUGGAGUUGGCUUUGGGUGAUGUUAUGAAACUCCGCAAGAAUAACAAGAAAGUAUGUGAAGUUCCCUUCAAUUCCACCAACAAAUACCAGGUUUCUGUUCACGAAACUGAUGAUCCAAACGAUCCUCGUCACUUGUCUGUGAUGAAGGGAGCUCCCGAACGUAUCUUGGACAGAUGCUCAACCAUUUUCAUUGGCGGAAAAGAGAAGGUCCUUGAUGAAGAAAUGAAAGAAGCCUUCAAUAAUGCGUACUUGGAACUUGGUGGCUUGGGAGAGCGUGUCCUUGGGUUCUGUGACCUCAUGCUUCCCACUGACAAAUACCCCAUUGGCUUCAAAUUUGAUUGUGAUGAAGUGAACUUCCCUAUUUCUGGAAUGCGGUUUGUGGGCCUAAUGUCUAUGAUUGAUCCUCCUCGUGCUGCUGUCCCUGAUGCUGUUGCUAAAUGCCGUUCUGCUGGUAUCAAAGUUAUCAUGGUAACUGGUGAUCACCCUAUUACUGCCAAAGCUAUUGCAAAAUCUGUUGGCAUCAUUUCUGAAGGUAAUGAAACCGUUGAAGACAUUGCACAAAGGCUGAAUAUCCCAGUGUCUGAGGUAAACCCUCGAGAGGCCAAGGCUGCUGUUGUGCAUGGAACUGAACUCCGUGAUUUGGACUCUUCACAUCUUGAUGAUAUUCUUCGCCAUCACACUGAGAUUGUAUUUGCUCGUACCUCACCUCAGCAGAAGCUCAUCAUUGUGGAGGGUUGCCAGCGAAUGGGUGCCAUUGUUGCUGUCACUGGUGAUGGUGUAAACGAUUCUCCAGCUUUGAAGAAAGCUGAUAUUGGUGUUGCCAUGGGUAUUGCUGGUUCUGAUGUAUCAAAGCAAGCUGCUGACAUGAUUCUGCUAGAUGAUAAUUUUGCAUCAAUUGUCACUGGUGUCGAGGAAGGGCGUCUCAUCUUCGAUAACUUGAAAAAGUCCAUUGCAUACACCCUUACCUCAAACAUUCCUGAAAUCUCACCUUUCCUGGCCUUCAUUUUAUUGGACAUUCCUCUACCUCUUGGUACUGUCACCAUUCUCUGCAUUGACUUGGGAACUGACAUGGUCCCUGCCAUUUCCUUGGCCUAUGAAGAAGCCGAGUCAGAUAUCAUGAAGCGACAGCCUCGAAAUCCUUUCACAGAUAAACUCGUAAACGAAAGGCUUAUCUCAAUGGCGUAUGGUCAAAUUGGUAUGAUCCAAGCUGCAGCUGGAUUCUUUGUCUACUUUGUCAUCAUGGCAGAGAAUGGUUUCCUGCCCAUCAAGUUGUUUGGAAUCCGUAAACAUUGGGACUCCAAAGCUAUCAAUGACCUGCCUGAUUCCUAUGGACAGGAAUGGACUUACAGGGACAGAAAAGCUCUUGAAUUUACUUGCCACACUGCCUUCUUUGUGUCAAUUGUCAUUGUCCAGUGGGCUGAUUUGAUUGUGUGCAAAACAAGGCGUAAUUCUCUUGUUCACCAAGGAAUGAGAAACUGGGCACUUAACUUUGGUCUAGUAUUUGAGACUGCUCUUGCUGCCUUCCUUUCAUAUACCCCUGGCAUGGACAAGGGUCUCAGGAUGUACCCGCUCAAGUUUGUAUGGUGGCUCCCAGCCCUGCCCUUCACGCUCUCCAUCUUCGUCUAUGACGAGGUCCGACGCUUCUACCUUCGCAGAUACCCUGGCGGCUGGCUUGAGCAGGAGACAUAUUACUAAGCACAUGUCAUUGUGCUUGCUGCGUGUUGCUCAGUAGUGACCGCGUACAGUGUUCAGCGGCAGCCUCGGAAUUGUUCCGAGGAGCUAAGGAAAUUCUUUCCUCAAAGUGAAGACCGAAAAAUAUUUUAAGAAACCAAUUUGCUUCGCUGGAGCCACGUUUUAGUAGGCAGCCACUAGGGACGACUAAGAAUGAGGUACAGUAAAGGUAAAAAGUGUGGAUGUAGGUGGUGCGACUGAAAGGACCAUGUCAGUAGGAGGUGGUUGGGCAGCGUGGGGGUUUACAGCAUGGAAUAUGGACACCAAUGAAUACCUCAUCACAUUAUUGCCACAUCUGAUUCUCAUUCUUGAUCCUUUUUUUAUGAAGAGUAUUUACCAUUUAGUUUAUUAUUGAGUGCAAAGUUGUAUAUGAUGCUGCUGUAAAAUCUCCACAUUUUUUAGUAAUAUUUUUGUUGAUAUUAUCUUCUUUUAGUUAUUUUUCAGUUUUAGUGCAGGCUUUAAAUUUGUUAGGAGGAAAGUUGCCUGCUCGAGUUAUGUAGAAGAAAUAAAAUUCUCAUCAAGUCAGAUGAUCUGACAGCUGUGUCGGAGAACUAAAUUAGUUGUGAAGUAUGUAAGAAAUAAUAUUUCUUUUUAACAUGAAGAGACUUAUGUUCAGAGGGGAAAAAUAAAGAAAUUGAUUGUAACUACAUAUUGAUUAAAGAAAGAUCAUAGGAAACUUAAAUUGUUCGUUUAUAUAGAGUUAAAUAAUAAAACAAAAACGAGAACUUGUUGCAAUGUUUGAAUGAAGUGUGGUUUAUAAGGUUUGAUAAAAGGAAUUGUGCUCUGGGGCAGCUGGGGAAGCAUGGCCCUUCCUGCCACCGUGCCUCCAUCCACCAGUGUAUCAUGUCAGUUUAAUUAAUUCGUGAAUGUGGAACACUUCUUCUUGUUACAUGUAAAUUACCUUGCUGAUAUUUGCAAAAGCAAUGUUUUUUGUAUUGAUUUUUAAAAACACAUUUGUAAAACCUCCCCCCUUCAAUCCUAUUACUUUUACUGCCUAUUACCAAUGUUCUAAUUUUUACUUUAGAAUAGACUUUGAAAUUCUGAUAUGAUGGGAUCCAUCAAUCUAGGAUACACCAUGCUUGAAGUAUCUUGGGGAAACUGGAUAGAUAGGUUGUAGGUAUAUUUUUAGGUUAGUAUAACCAUGUUGUUAUUGUAAGUCAGUACACAAAUUUCACUGUUGAAGCUUGUUACAUGAGAGACUUGAAAAAUUUACUAGAUCCAAACUCCAGCGAUGUAAUAUUGAUAAAUAAUGAGGGUGGUAAUUGAGGGCCGGGGGUGGGGGGGAGGUGCGGUAGGAACGGUCAGUCAUGGCAGCUGCCCAUCGCGUUGGACCAGCAAGCCGUUUGGCUCUCUCGUCACUGCCGAGCAAGCUGCAACCAAGCGGCUGGUUGUAAGCUGUAAGUUGAGCCGGGCUCUAAGCUCGGGGCGGGGCAAGGCCCAGGCCACUCCAAGUCACUCCAGUCAAUGCUGGAGGCGGUGAUUGGAAAGUUGUUCUAUCAUUCUAAUGAUGAUAUUGUACAUAUUUUAAAUAAGAACUUAUAAAUUAUUAUAUUUUUUUGUUUGUUCUUUUGUUUGAACUUACUCACAUCAGAAAUUUCCACCUCCUUGUAUUGGCUAUGAAUGAGUGAAAUGUAAAAAGAAAAAAAACAUGAGACGCAUUGUCAACCACAAACAUAGUUACUGAAACCAUCCGAUCUGCAGGAAUUUUGGUUAGAAUUAGCCUGUAGAACAAUUAACGAUAUGACAGUGCAGUUUGUCCUUUGUUUAUGAAUGAACGUGAGCAUUUAAUUUGUUAACUGUAAUGUGUAGAUGCAUUGCUCGUGAUCUGUAAUAAUAAUAACUACACACAUACUGCCUACCACAAUCUACCGAUGGAGCGACUGGAGCGUUGUUCAAACUAUGUAAGACAAUAACCAAUACAGCUUCCGGUUGGAUGAUGUGGCAGAAAGCCUCUAGUUUCUGUUCUGGGUGGGAAGAUCUAAGUGUGCAGUUGUCUUGGCUCAUCAUCAAUUUUUGGUAGAAUUUGAAGAAAAAAAAAGAAAAAACAAAGAAAUUUUACACAUAAUCCAUCAUGAAUGUGUAAGUUGUUUGCCAUAAGCACAUAAUAAAAAUGGUACAUGUUGAACAAA
Molecule: messenger RNA, 5533 nt
Organism: Frankliniella occidentalis (western flower thrips)
Lineage: Eukaryota; Metazoa; Arthropoda; Insecta; Thysanoptera; Thripidae
Gene: Atpalpha
Product: sodium/potassium-transporting ATPase subunit alpha
Exons: 20
Coding region: 252-3368 (1038 amino acids)
Biological process (GO): sodium ion export across plasma membrane; potassium ion import across plasma membrane; intracellular sodium ion homeostasis
Cellular component (GO): membrane
Molecular function (GO): P-type sodium:potassium-exchanging transporter activity; ATP hydrolysis activity; ATP binding
Source: RefSeq, a predicted model, not a curated record